Cutaneotrichosporon oleaginosum is the source of this 888-nucleotide messenger RNA. RefSeq lists its product as uncharacterized. Gene Ontology annotation, molecular function: isopentenyl-diphosphate delta-isomerase activity. Gene Ontology annotation, cellular component: cytoplasm. Gene Ontology annotation, biological process: isoprenoid biosynthetic process; isopentenyl diphosphate biosynthetic process. Lineage: Eukaryota; Fungi; Basidiomycota; Tremellomycetes; Trichosporonales; Trichosporonaceae. The record is from RefSeq and is a predicted model, not a curated record.
AGUGUGAGUAGGGGUGGUUAGGAGGAUGUGGUGUGCUGGGGUUUGUUCGUGGGCAUUGUGAUGGCGGCAUGCUCUGCGAGAGCGGCGCUGUGUUGCGCGGCGCGCUAAGAGCUCGCCGUGGCGGUUGUGGCCUGCGCGUCUCCUUCAACAUGCUGCCUUCCCUCACCUCUCCCCCGCUCCGUCCCCAGUCUCUCCUUCGACGCGCUGACCAUAGGCCACCUCAUGACCGAGAUUGACAAGGGGCUGCUGCACCGCGCGUUCUCCGUCUUCCUCUUCCGGCCAUCUGACGGCCGUCUGCUGCUGCAGAAGCGCGCGUCCGAGAAGAUUACGUUCCCGGACAUGUGGACCAACACAUGCUGCUCGCACCCUCUCUACAUCCAGUCGGAGCGCAUCGAGGAGGGUCAGAUGGGCGUCCGCAACGCCGCUAUCCGCAAGCUCCAGCACGAGCUCGGCAUUCCCCUUGAGCAGAUGAAGCCUGACGACUUCACCUUCCUCACCCGGAUACACUACCUUGCGCCGAGCAACGGCCAGUGGGGAGAGCACGAGGUCGACUACAUCCUGUUCACAGCCCUGGACGUGACGCUCGACAUCAACCCCAACGAGAUCGGCGACCACCGCUACGUGUCCAAGGCCGAGCUCGAGGCCAUGUUCGAGGACCCCAACGUCAAGAUGACGCCCUGGUUCAAGCUCAUUUGCCGCGACCUGUUGUACCCCUGGUGGGACCAGAUGCUCGCCAAGAGCCGCGAGUUGGGUUGGAACCCGGAGCAGGGCACCGGGCGCGUUGACGCCCAUGUCCUUGAGGGCGGCGACAAGGUGAACGACCUCAUCAAGAUGGUCUAGGCUUAUCGAGUCGUGUCCCCUUCGCAUCUAGCAUUGUCAGUUGUCCCG